AUGGAAACCACAGAAGAGUGGACCUAUAACCAUCGAGAUGCCAUUGAACACAUCUUCCAAGAUGCAAGAAAUAAAUUACAACAUGCCGCUACAAGACGAGCCAUACGUCACAAUGUCAAGUGGAGCAACACCCUGCUGAACGGAUUCAAAUGCCUGUACAGCCGGAACCUCCUGCACUGGAACAUCAUCCUGUUGAAAGGACUCAAAUACUUGGGAAGCCUGGACCUCCUGCUAUGGUGUCAAAAGCUGCCACUCCUCUAG
Knipowitschia caucasica is the source of this 261-nucleotide messenger RNA. The record is from the annotation of a GenBank genome assembly. NCBI's taxonomy places the organism in Eukaryota, Metazoa, Chordata, Actinopteri, Gobiiformes, Gobiidae.